AUGUCUUAUUCUGGUAAGGUGGAGACUGAUGUUGAAAUCAAGGCUCCUGCUGUGAAGUUCCAUGAAUUCUUCACGCAGAGGCCACACCAUCUAUCCAAUAUCUGCUCUGAUAAAAUUAAGGGUUGUGAUUUACAUGACGGUGACUGGGGAAAAGUCGGCUCUGUCGUCAACUGGAAUUAUAUCCACGAUGGGAAAGCUAAGGUUGCUAAGGUGGUAUUUGAAGCCAUAGACGACGAAAAGAACUCGAUCACUCUGAGAGUUGUAGAAGGAGAUCUUCUGGAGCAUUACAAGAGCUUCAAGAUCACAAUUCAAGCAACUCCAAAAGGGGAGGGCAGCGUGGUGCAUUGGACUUUUGAAUAUGAAAAGGUGCAUGGCGAUGUCACAGACCCACAUACGCUGCUCCAGUUGGCAGUUGAUCUCACCACAGAUAUUGGUGCUCACCUUACAGCCUAA
Prunus armeniaca (apricot) is the source of this 453-nucleotide messenger RNA. The record is from the annotation of a GenBank genome assembly. NCBI's taxonomy places the organism in Eukaryota, Viridiplantae, Streptophyta, Magnoliopsida, Rosales, Rosaceae.